Messenger RNA from Saprolegnia parasitica CBS 223.65, 708 nucleotides. RefSeq lists its product as hypothetical. The record is from RefSeq and is a predicted model, not a curated record. The transcript has a single exon. Gene Ontology annotation, molecular function: protein binding. NCBI's taxonomy places the organism in Eukaryota, Oomycota, Saprolegniomycetes, Saprolegniales, Saprolegniaceae. Bases 1 to 708 code for a protein of 235 amino acids.
AUGCAGACGAAGGCGUCGUCGCCGCCUCGCCCCGCCGGUGUUGGCUCUGACGAGCGGCUCCCGAUGCUCCCAAAGGUGCUCGUGCCGCUCAAGGCCAAUCUGCAAGAUACUCCAAUGCAAAAGAGCUUUGCGGAGAGUCUUCUCGAAAGCGCCAACAAGUGGUUUCCAAAGAAGCCAACGACAAGCAACGAUAUACCAACACCAGAGCCGAGCCACACGAUGAUGCCCAGGAUGGUCGACCUACGAAAGCAGUGCAGCGCGCCCCAGGUCCUCGUUGGCCUGAAUCCAAGCGAGCUCCCCAUGCUGGAUACGACCCAUGACCUGUGUCCCCGCUGCCACGGCUUCCUAAAGCACGAGGUGAUUCCCUCUCUGCCACACGACUGGACCGAGUGCAAGCUCAAUUCGGGGCGCAUUGGUUUUUUCAACCCCACGACCAACGAGACGCUAGCGAUUCCGCCACCAGGGAUGCCACCGACCAGCUGCGUGGUAUUCCAGUACCACGGAACGACGUCGCAUGUCUGCCGCUGCCGCCAGCGCCGCAGCUCAUUGAUCUCGCCUUCACGCAGCCGCAAGUCUCGGCGUUACUCGACCAGCGCACUGAUUGUGUCCGUCGCAGCCGACCACUCGAAUCUGCUUCCAAUCGAAAACACAUCCACCACACCAAACGAUGCCCCUCCGAUGGUGCGACAGUCAUCGAAUUUGAAAUAA